CUCUUCUUCCUAUAAAACAUACAUAAACAUUGAUAUCGUUGUACAAAACAGAUCCUGUAGACUCCUGCCUACCUCGACCAUGGGCGAACCCCAGAAAGUGAUAUUUCAAGUGUGCUUACAUGACUGUAGAAGUCAAAGGAAGGCCAUGAAAGCAAUUUCCAAAGUCAUAGGGAUCAAUUCCAUAGAGGUGGAUGUGGAUGGCAACAACUUGACAGCUGUCGGUGUCUUUGAUCUGAUAUGCGGCCACCGAAAACUAAAGAAGGUUUGUAAAAAAACGAAGAUUAAAUCAGUUGAGAUAGUAAAACCCGAAGAACCUAAGAAAGAAGAACCUAAGAAAGAAGAACCGAAGAAAGAAGAACCAAAGAAAGAAGAGGAACCAAAGAACCCAGUGUGGCAUUAUCAACCCCCCUAUAAUCCUUGUUACAUGCCACAACCUUUCUAUGUGGCAGUGGAGGAAACUCCCCACUGUUGUGUUAUUUUCUGAUAACUUCGGGAUCUGAUCAAAUGUACAAGUUGAUAUGCUUGAGAUGGCCCAUAAAUAUUUAUUUGAACCAACUUUAUAGGUUUAUUUGAACCGUUUUCUUUAUAUGAUUCGAAUAAGUUUUAGAUAUUUUGACCAAAGGGUUUUUGACCUAGCGGUAUGUGAGUCUUUGACAUCCUAGGAGUUCAAAGGUUCAAAACUCACCAAAUGUGAGCAAAGUGUGUAAGUUUAUAUGGUCUAUUUGACGUAAUAUAAGUUUUAAAUAUUUUGA
Messenger RNA from Cynara cardunculus var. scolymus (artichoke), 752 nucleotides. Its product is annotated as heavy metal-associated isoprenylated plant protein 16-like. Gene Ontology annotation, molecular function: metal ion binding. The coding region runs from base 80 to 484 and encodes 134 amino acids. The record is from RefSeq and is a predicted model, not a curated record. NCBI's taxonomy places the organism in Eukaryota, Viridiplantae, Streptophyta, Magnoliopsida, Asterales, Asteraceae. The transcript has 3 exons.